AUGAAUUCCAUAAGAGUUUUAAGAGGGAUUGUUAACAAUGUGAAAUGUUUAGGUGAUCUAGCACCUCGACGCCAGUCUAUCAUACUUAAUGAUGUGGCACUACGAGACGCCGAUACGGAUCCAAUACAUGAACAACGUGUGAUAUCUUUAUCAGCAGCCUAUACAGAUAUUCUGAAUAGCAUUGACAUUGAUAUUUAUUCACUUUGCGAACAUCAUCUGGUACCCUUUUUUGGUAAAGUAUCAGUUGGCUAUCUACCGAAAGAUCGAGUCAUUGGAUUGAGUAAAGUUGCGAGAAUCGUCGAGAUCUUUAGUCGUCGUCUUCAAGUGCAAGAACGAUUGACGCGACAAAUCGCAGAAGCUAUCGACGAAGCUAUUCAACCACGAGGUGUUGCUGUUAUUGUCGAGUGUGUACAUAUGUGCAUGGUCAUGCGUGGAGCAGAAAAAGUCAAUACACGCACAACAACAUCAGCUAUGAUUGGCAUCUUCCUCACGGAUGCCAAGGCACGCGAAGAAUUUUUGAUGCUUGGUCACACUCGUUCCCUAUGA
Molecule: messenger RNA, 546 nt
Organism: Adineta ricciae
Lineage: Eukaryota; Metazoa; Rotifera; Eurotatoria; Adinetida; Adinetidae
Source: the annotation of a GenBank genome assembly